Prorocentrum cordatum is the source of this 2529-nucleotide messenger RNA. NCBI's taxonomy places the organism in Eukaryota, Dinophyceae, Prorocentrales, Prorocentraceae. The record is from the annotation of a GenBank genome assembly.
CUCAAUUUUGUUACUCUACUUCGAUUCUGAGCACUCUUACCAGUGCAAGGAGCUCUACGAGGUUCCCGGCGGUGACCAGGUUGCUGCUGUCCCUCCUCGGGGAGCUCAGCGGCGACCUGGCCCGUUGGGGGCCUCCUCGAGCCGCAUUGUGCGGACGGGUUUUUGUGCAUGCACACGUAUCGUACUCAACUGUCCAUCUUGUUAUUGCUUGUGAUUUGCUUUCUUUUUGUUGAGCGAGUCCACGUUUUAUAUAUGGAGUUUGUGUCAUCGGAAUUGUCAGGCGCGGAUUUUGUUGCUCUAGAUUGGACAGAUACGGCGCUGUUUACUUCCGAGUUUCUCGCUUGUUUGUCUGCUCGUUUGUCUACGGUCGAAGUGUGUGUUAGUGAUCUAUAUUGCCGUGUUCGCCCUUCGUACGGAGGUGAGUCUUGCCUGCGUGGGCGAGACCAGCUGUAUGGGCAUGGUGUCAAAGUUUCUCAAUCGAAGUUGCGCCGCCUGAGGGCGAAACGUACCAGAUAUCGUUUGUGGUCCACGGCUCGGGGGCCAGAUUCGUCGUGCCUUGUUCGCGCGGGCAUUUGCGCGCCCAGAUAUUAUCGGAAUUUUUGUUCGGACGAUUCUGAGGAAGAGGAAUGGGUUGAGGACGCUUGUGGAACACUGACUGAUAUGGAUGCUGUUGAAUUGGCUGGCAACUCUUUGUGUUCGCAGUGUUCCGAUUGUGGGACUCAGACAGAUCUUUGUGUUCACAUUGAGUGUGGGACUCAGACUGAUCGUUGUGUUCUCUUUGUUGGUGAGGAGGAGAAGGAGGAGUGUCAUCGAGUGCACGUUGAUCGGGGUGGUGCUCCUCUCAGAACGAAGAGAUAUUGUUUCAAACGAGCGGAGGCUAUCGAGAGCACAAAGUUGCACACUUCAGAAUUGCAUGCGACCAACGGGAGUGCGGUGCAGAGUACCGCAGUUUUGAGUACAGUUGAUGCAGUCGGGAGUUCCAGUGCAGUCGGGAGUUCAACACUUGGGAGUGCAGUAGGAAGUUCCACAGCUCGGAGUUCCGCUGAUGCAGUUGAGGAUGCAGUUGGGAGUUCAACAGCUGGGAGUUCUGCAGUCGGGAGUUCAGCUGAUGCAGUAGGGAGUUCCAUGAAUGGGAGUUCUGCAGAUCGACCGAGUGAGACACGCUCUGAGUGCCAAGCUGCCAGGGACUGGGCCCUUGCCGGUGUCGAUGUAAGGGCUCUUUGGCUUGAGCUACGCCGUCUCCCGACACAGGAGUGUCAGCGUAGGACUGAGGCUCUUAAUGCAUGCAGGCUGCAAUUGGGAAUUGAAAUUUCCGAGGAGGAUGAUUCGCAACAAGGGGGUCCUCAGAGUUCUACUUCCAGGAGUGCAUUGACGCGGAGCGGCAAGAAGCAUCGGAAACGGCACAGAUGAUGCACAUGUGAUUGAUCCUGCACGCUUGAUUUGUCAUUGCGUUGCCUUUCUUCAUGCCUGUGUGUGUUGUCGUGCAUGCGCGUGUGUUGAAUAAGAGCUUCGCUUGAUCCCUCAAAGUAGGUCAUUCGUUGCUUCCUUGAUUUGAGUGCUCAUUGACCUUUGAACGUGACUUUCCGUGAUUUGUCACGUGGUGCCUCAAAGUAGGCCUUUGUUUGUGUGUUCAUAAUUCAGUUCGCAUUUCUUAUCUGCAUUCUGACCUUUAAUCUCUUGUGCAUUCUCAGUGGUGUUGAGACGGUAAUCGCUGUAUAAACCAGUGGUUACUGUAUGGUCUCUCACUGCUUCUCGUGUGGUCGCUGUAUAAACCAGUGGUUGCUGCGUCUCACUGUUUUGGUGUUCUUUUUUCGUGCAUGGGCAGUCUUGUGCAUAUCUGUACAGCCUCGCUGUUUGAUGCACCUCUGCUUUGAUCUUUGCAGCUUCGCUGUCUUCCUGUACAGCUUCGCUGUUUAGGUUCUUUGUGUUUAGGCCUGCUCCCAUGGGAGCUCGAACCGGCUUUUGCAAAAGACGCAAAAGACCAGGUUGACGGUUCACCGCCGGCGCCAGUUGCUGGAAGCUUAAGAGUAAUUCGGGGACGCUGGAGAGCUAGUAACUGGUAGAGCUUUCCUUAGCUAGUUGCUGGAACUCAUCUUGCCGAAGAGCUCUACGAGGUAUGAGGACAGGUGAUUUUAGAUGUGGUUGACACGGUGAAAGAGCAACCCUGUCAACCAGGCCCCAACGCGCUCGGAGUGGAUGUUGCAUCCAGGGUGUUUUCGCAGAUGGCGGUGCCCAGUCAAGGUCUUGCCGCGGGCGCCCGGCCGUUACUAGCUCGGGGGAUCGCGGAGCAGAUGUCGGAUUGCACAGCUAUGGCGCGCGCGUCGGGAUGUUAGCGUUGCUCGGGGGUAGCCAGAGGAGACGCCGCCCGUGGCCCUCAUGGCGCGGAAUGUCGAGAACGUAUUUUCGAGAGGCUGGACCGACGAGAUGUUCCGAACAUCCAGGAGAGAGCGGCGGCUCAGAUGGAGAUGGGGCCCAGUGGUUACCGCGAGGACGAGGACAGGGUGGAACCCUUGACAGACAACUGGGCCG